Molecule: messenger RNA, 801 nt
Organism: Rotaria socialis
Lineage: Eukaryota; Metazoa; Rotifera; Eurotatoria; Philodinida; Philodinidae
Source: the annotation of a GenBank genome assembly
AUGAAUAACAAAGACGACGACGAAGACGACGACAGUGAAGAAGAAGAAGUAGACAUCGUUGAUGAUGAUCCCAUUAAGGAUAUAUCUGAGAAAUUAGUUCAAUGUCCGGAUUGCCAACGACGAAUGCGGCCGGAAAUUUUCUCAAAACAUCCAAAUGUCUGCCGUGAAAAUCCAGCAAAAAAACGAAACAUUCGUGUAUUUGAUAUGACACAAUAUCGAGCAAUAAGAUCAGGUGACAAAGUUAUACCAGUACAAAAAGUAUCGCCUUUCAAUGAAAAUAAAUUAAACAAUCCUAAUAGUAACAAUAAGCGUCCAUCGCAAACACGCAGCGCUAAACGUAACCGCCGACUGGAUGAUGUGGUCGUGCCACCUGUUAUUAACAAUUUCUGCUGUCCAAAUUGUAAACGUACAUUUUGUGAAAAAGCUUAUGAUCGUCAUGUAACGUUCUGUUCAAGCAAAUCAAAACAAUUACAGCAGCCACCAUCAGAAGAAACAGUUCAAGCUCGAAAUAAACUCGAUCGACGAAUAAAAUUUGCCGCGACUCGUCCAGCCGCAACUUUUGCCAAUACAGCACCUGCUAUCAUCACAACUGCUCAACCAUCUGUUACCCCUCCUAGAAUCGAAAAACAGCCAAUACAAAAAAAAUCAUCAUUACCAACUGAAAAAUUUUGUUUUUUAUCAAUACGAAAAAAACCUUCCGAUGCACUAGCACGUUGUCCGUGGUGUGCAAAACCUUAUUUGCCGAAUUGUAUACAUUAUUGUAGAAAUUCAAAAGAAUUAUUUUCAAUUCAUUCGAAAUAA